This is a messenger RNA of Phytophthora infestans T30-4, 603 nucleotides long. RefSeq lists its product as uncharacterized. The record is from RefSeq and is a predicted model, not a curated record. The coding region runs from base 1 to 603 and encodes 200 amino acids. The transcript is spliced from 2 exons. Lineage: Eukaryota; Oomycota; Peronosporomycetes; Peronosporales; Peronosporaceae.
AUGCCACCCAAGCAGGUACCAACGCUCCCCGUGAUCAAGAUCGUCUUUGAUGCCAACCCGCCUCGUCCCGUCAGGCGGGAACCAGCUCAACCGCGACCGCUUAGCUCCUCGAGAUCGACAUGGAACGCCAGCAUUUGCGAUUGUUGCUGCUCCGUAGCUCCGACAUAUUGCUGUGUUGUCACGUGCUGUCCUUGCACUACUAUCGCAUCAGUGAAGGAAAGCUUAAGUGGAGGCUACGAGAGGACUUUGCUGUAUUUCGGCGGACUAGCGCUUGGAUUUCUAAUAUCCGUCGGAUUCGCAGCUUCGAACAGCUCUGACAAGUCUACAGACGUCCCAGUCGCCUUUGCCGCGUUAUUUUUGAUCACGUUCCUGCUUGGUGUAUGGCGGCUGCGUACGCAGACGCGCCACAGUCUUGGCAUCCAAGGGUCGCAAUUAAACGACUGUCUCUCCAGCUUCUGCUGCUGCUUUUGCGUUAUCUCGCAACUUCAUCUCGAACUCAAAUGUCAGCACAGCGAACCGGCAACGCCAAGUCGACAAACGCGACGAGGUCAAGACAGCAACUUGACAUCAGUCGACACGCUAGCGCCUUACGCAGUCAUGUAG